Fusarium sp. VM40 is the source of this 1017-nucleotide messenger RNA. The record is from the annotation of a GenBank genome assembly. Lineage: Eukaryota; Fungi; Ascomycota; Sordariomycetes; Hypocreales; Nectriaceae.
AUGGCUUCGACUACUCGUUCAUCCCUCAAGCGUACACGCUCUACAGCGGGCUUGGAUGAUGCCGCCCUAGAUGUUCUUUCCAGCAUCGCGGCCAAGUCCCGGAAGAUUCAGUCGCUUGGCCCCAACAUCCGAAGGCUAGCGGCGAAACUUACACACCGGGCCCGAUGUGCAGCCUCCCACGAACUUGACAACCUAAAGGACUCUUGGGAGGCUCUAUCGCUUUUGAUCGAAAGGGAAUACGAGGUCAAAGGGCUCGAGGGCCGCCUCAAUACCCAACGUGCCCAUAUCAAUAAGGUACAUUUCGAUCUGCACAUCAGAGACUGGGCUAUGGCUAUUCACAAUCGGGUGAAGGCCGGCGAGUUUGACAUCGCCACCAAAUACGGCGAGGCUUUACAAGCGAGAUUGACAGCAAGCGGAAUGCCUGGUACAGACGCCGUUCGCGUAAAAGAUGCCUCCAUGAAGUUCAAAACAGCCCAGUCACAGCAAAUUUCCGAGACUCUCGAUCAUAUCCAGCCAGAGAUCGACGCCGUUACAAUGUGGCACUCUGAGGGUGGAACAGCAGAACCUUCUGCAACGACAUGUCUGGAUCGGGUGGCAGAGCUUUGCAGUCGUGUCGGUAUAAAACGAAAAACAUAUAUCGAUAUCCUGCAUCUUGGAAAAGCACGCAAUGAGACAGCACAUCACCCCGAACCACACAUCGAGGACUACAUAGAUCAAAUUGGAAACGUCGACUGGUCUAAGGUCAAAAGGUUUUGUCGAAACCGAAAGGCCAGCUUCCGAAGGCAGUUCAAAAAGGGCAAAAUUACCCAAGCCCAACUCGAAACCUUCCGGAGCAUCAUCGAUACGUGGUACAACAUCCAAGUUAGCGGUCACAAUCCAGAUGGAUCCGUUAAACUGGGUAAAGGAAUGGAGAAAGCUAUCAAAGAAGUUCGAAAGAACAUAGCCAAAAGGCUGAUUCCAGUUCCGAUGCCUGAUAGCCCCUAUACAGAGGGCAAGUGGGACGACCUUCUCAAUUAA